GGUGGCUACCGUAAGCCCCGCGUCACGGACGUCCUCCUGGUGCGUCUGCUCCUGCUCCCCUUCUCGCUGCUCCGCUUCUCCGCCUUCCAGUCUCCCUUCUCUCAAUCUCUCCCUGCGGCCUCCCCGCAGGGUGGCUACCGUAAGCCCCGCGUCACGGACGUCCUCCUGGUGCGUCUGCUCCUGCUCCCCUACUCGCUGCUCCGCUUCUCCGCCUUCCACCUGCGCUGGCUGUGGCUCUUCACGGUACUGGGACGGGAGCUGGGGCCCACCGAGAGGCUCCACCUCACCCGCCACUCCCUGCGGCUGAGCGUUGAGGAGUUUCGGUCGAUGUCGGACGAGCAGCGGGAGAGACUUGUACAGCUCGCUCUGUGGGAGAAGCGGAAUAUGGAGGAAUUCCGUAGGCAGCAGCAGGAGGAGGAGAGGGUCAGGCUGGCCCAGGAUUCCCGUUGGAAGCGAUUCAGGCGCUCUCAACGCAGUGACGGAGCCGGAAGAAUGACGUUCUCAGACGACUGAGACACACCCAGCUACUUAGACACAGUGUCUCUCUACGUAGACACAGUGUCUGUCUACGUAGACACACAGAGCUACGUAGACACACCGCACUACGUAGACACACCCUGCUACAUCGACACACACCGGGUUUGAUUAACAGAGACACCACAGUGGCUGGGUGAGAUGUUGACCACCUCGCCUGAUCUACAGGAGGUCGUGGUAGAUGUUGACCACCUCGCCUGGUAUACAGGAGGUCGUG
Molecule: messenger RNA, 751 nt
Organism: Petromyzon marinus (sea lamprey)
Lineage: Eukaryota; Metazoa; Chordata; Hyperoartia; Petromyzontiformes; Petromyzontidae
Source: RefSeq, a predicted model, not a curated record